CACCAAGUACCAUAAAGGAAGUCUUUAUUCAACUAUUCUGAGUCAAUUUUUACAAUAAAUUUCGAUGUCAGAUACUAAAUGACAAGAUGGAUUUGUCGAAUUUAAGCACGAUUUUAGAGAAGACCAUUUCUCCAGACAACCAAGAUAUAGAAGCAGCUCAACAAUUCCUUAAUCAAGCCUCGGCAGACAACUUACCCAAAUUACUGCAAGAAUUAUCUCAAGUAUUAAGAAAUGGAGGAAACAGUGCAGUGGCAAGAACUCAGGCUGGAUUACAACUUAAAAAUUUUCUGUAUUCUAAAGAUGCCACCACUAAGACUCAAUAUCAACAACGAUGGCUGGCUUUACCUGAAGACAUCAGAAAUGUAGUCAAAGAAAAUAUAUUAGCCACACUUGGUACGGAAACAGUUCGGCCCAGUUCUGCAGCUCAGUGUGUCGCUAACGUGGCAUGUGCAGAACUACCACAUAAAUUAUGGCCUAAUUUGAUCGAGCACCUGACCGGCAACAUUACAAAUCCUGAAGGUACAGAAAUGAUGAGAGAAGCCACGCUAGAAACUAUUGGUUAUAUUUGCCAAGAUAUCGAUCCAGAGUUACUACAGUAUCAAUCUAAUGAAAUAUUGACAGCUAUUGUUCAUGGUAUGAAGAAAGAGGAAACCAGUAAUCAUGUAAGAUUAGCAGCCACCAACGCCUUGUUAAAUUCUCUAGAGUUCACACGUCAGAAUUUUGAUAGAGAGAGUGAACGCCAUUUUAUAAUGCAAGUAGUAUGUGAAGCUACCCAGUCCACUGAUACAAGAAUUCGUGUGGCAGCUCUACAGUGUUUAGUAAAGAUCAUGUCUUUAUAUUAUAUUUACAUGGAGCAUUACAUGGGGCCAGCUUUAUUUGCUAUCACAAUGGAAGCUAUGAAAUCUGAUGUAGAUGAGAUAGCAUUACAAGGAUUUGAAUUUUGGUCCACAGUUUGUGAUGAAGAGGUAGAUCUGGCUAUAGAACUCUCUGAAGCAGCAGAACAAGGGAAACCACCUGAAAACACAAGUAGAUUUUAUGCUAAAGGAGCUCUACCAUAUUUAAUUCCUAUUUUAUUAAUAACUUUAACUAAACAGGAAGAGUUUGAGAGUGAUGAUGAAUGGAAUCCAUGUAAAGCAGCUGGAGUGUGUCUCAUGUUAAUGGCUACGUGUUGUGAUGAUGAUAUUGUAGCUCAUGUCUUGCCUUUCGUCCAGGAAAAUAUCCGAAACCAGGAUUGGAGAUUCCGAGAUGCUGCUGUCAUGGCUUUAGGUUCAAUUAUUGAGGGUCCAGAUCCAACUAAAUUAAAACCGUUAAUGGAACAGGCCAUGCCGAUGUUGAUAGAACUAAUGAAAGAUCCUAGUGUAGUUGUGAGAGACACGACAGCCUGGAUGUUUGGACGUGUUUGUGAAAUAUUACCUGAUGCCGUUAUUAAUGAACAGUUUCUGGCUCAGCUGUUACAAGCUUUAAUUGAAGGUCUACAGGGAGAACCAAGAGUAGCCAGUAAUGUCUGCUGGGCAUUUUCAAGUUUAGCAGAAGCUGCGUUUGAGGCUGCUGAAGCAGCUACAACUGGUGAUGGACCACCUGCUACGUUCUGUCUGUCUACCUAUUUCCAACCUAUAGUUAAUAUUUUACUACAGACCACAGACAGACCUGAUGGUAACCAGCAUAAUCUAAGAAAUGCGGCAUACGAGGCCUUGAUGGAAAUGGUGAAAAACAGUCCGAAGGAUUGCUAUGUAAUAGUUCAGAACACCACUAUGAUUAUAUUAGAGAGGUUACGUAAAGUGUUGGAGAUGGAAUCGGCAGUCCAAUCCUGUAAUGAUAGAAGUCAAUUUAAUGAUCUACAAUCUUUAUUAUGUGCCACCUUACAGAGUGUUUUACGUAAAGUAACACCAGAAGAUGCUCCUAAGAUAUCAGAUCAAAUUAUGGCUGCACUACUACAGAUGUUGAGUACAGGAGGAAAAGGGGGAGGAGUUCAAGAAGACGCUAUUUUAGCUGUUUCAAUACUCAUUGAAGUACUGGGAGAAGGAUUUGAGAAAUAUGUAGAAGCUUUUAAACCAUUCUUGGCUCUUGGUCUACAGAACUGUGCUGAAUAUCAAGUUUGUCUAGCAUCAGUAGGAGUAGUAGGUGAUUUAAGUAGAGCUCUUGGUAGAAAGAUUUUACCAUUGUGUGAUGAUCUGAUGCAGACCUUACUAUCUAUAUUAGCUAAUGAUAGUGUACAUCGUCAAGUGAAGCCCCAGAUAUUAUCUGUGUUUGGUGAUAUUGCUCUAGCUAUUGGACCUAAUUUUAAAACAUAUUUAGAUGUGGUAUUAAAUACUCUACAACAAGCUUCACAGCUACAAGUUGACAAGAGUGACUAUGAUAUGGUAGAUUAUUUAAAUGAAGUAAGAGAAGGGUGUCUAGAAGCCUAUACUGGUAUAGUACAAGGUCUGAAAGGUGAUGGUGAACAGAAUAAUGCAGAUGUAUGUCUACUCUUGCCCCACGUUCCUCACAUGAUAUCAUUUAUAGAACAUAUUGCUCUUGAUGAGGACAAAAGUGAUGGAAAUAUUGCAGCCUGCUGUGGUCUCAUUGGUGAUAUGUGUACUGCGUUCGGAGGUCAGAAUUUCGGAGGUCAAAUAUUACCUAUGGUAGAAAAACAAUCUAUACAGGAUUUAAUGACAGCAGGUCGAAGGUCAAAAGGUCAUAAAACUAAAACCUUAGCUAAUUGGGCCACGAAAGAAAUACGCAAGUUAAAAAAUACUUCAUGAUAACUGAAUCCAGUGAAAACUAUCAUCGCUGUAGUGAUAAGACGUUUAAACUUGUGAUUCGAUCGAUGAAGUUCAAUUCCUGGUCGUCCGUGAGAGAAAGAAGAGUGCAUGAUGGGAGAAAGAGGGAGUGCUUCAGUAGCGUGCUCAAACUUGUUACCACGACAACAAGUUUGUAUCUGACGCAUUGUGAGCUGUUCAAAACUUCCAAGUUCUAAUCUCUUCCAGAGAGAGUUCUACUGAAUUAUCUCUACGAGAAUUUAACAUGUCCGUCGACGUCAAUCGAGUGAGAUUACAAAUCUUAUUGUGAUAAAACAAGCUUUCAAUAACUAUCAGCCAGUCCGUGGUAAGGUGACUAGCCUAUCAACAACCAUGUGAAACAAUCAACUGUUCGGUGUUGAUGGUAGACUCUUACUAUACCUGUGUUGUUAUUCCAUUCAUCAAUAUUACCUAGUUUUUAGGCAUGCUUAAAUUAUGCAGAAGUGAUUCUUCCUAUGCAGGCCAUAAAAGGACUUGUUUGGAAAAAUCAAUACUAAAUGGAUCUCAAAAAAUAGAAUAUGGAGUUUAAAGAGGAAACUUAAUGUGCUAAAACAUCCAUGUUAAAAUACGCCAUAACGUCAUAAAAAGUGCUAAGUUUUUUCAAAAACAAACAAAUCCAAAUUAAGUUUUUUGUAAAGUUUUUGUUUUUGUAGAGAAAUUUAUGAUUUUGUUUUUGUUUUGUUACAUGUUAUUGGAAAUAUGUAGUAGUGCUCAAAUCAUCAAUUUAUUUUAAAAACAAAUCCAGAUACGAUAAAUAUAGAUUUCAAAAUUGUUGAUUAAAUUACACAAUUAUUAAUUGUAAGACAAAGAUAUUAAUGCACAUCCAGAGAUGAAUCAAAACUUGAACUGGAAUAGUCCACUUUGUUUGGAGGUCUUUAGAGGUCUGACCUGAUAGUUUCUACCUCAAAAUAUAGUGAACCGUUCAAGUUUAUUUUGAAUUGUCUCUGAUAUGUAUUAAUACCUGUGUCUUGAGUUGUAGGCUUGUUCAUUUCUUCUUUUCAAAAAAAGAUCAAAGAAAGCUAGCAGCUUGUUUUUAAACAGGUUUGAAGUUUUCUGGUCUCAUUUCAUGCAAAAAAAUCUUGCUAUUAAUGAUUAUUGUAAGCCUAUUUCUAAUUGUGAAUUAAGUGAUCUUAAAUGGCAAGAUUUUUCAGAAAUGUGACCAUGGGUUAUGUCUGGACAGAUUCCCUUGUUCUAUUCUUUUCUAUCCUUUCUGUGAUAUCUUUUGGAGUUGUUCAACAUUAAACUUUCUAUAAAUCAUGAAUAAAAACUGAAUCUAAUCAAUUUCAUUAAUCUGAGUGAACAGGGUUCUACUUUCUGGAAAAUUUUGUUGAUCUGAGCCUUUGUUUUUUAUAUGGUGGUCCUUGUUCCUGCUUUAUUCCAAGUCUAAUGUUGAUUAAUUCUUGUCCAUCUUUAUUAACUAACCAAAUUAAAUGAUGCGAAAUUGAUUUGGAAAGCAUCUAAUUCAGCCAAAAAUUUGGACUGGGUUUUAUGCCAUCCAAAACAAUUUCAAUUUCGUCAUUUUGUUUGUACAAACUGGGAAGUAAUUAUAUUGUAAUUGUAUGUACAAAUUAAAAACCAGAUUUCUAAGUUAACUAUGUUUUAUUUUGUUAAACACAGAAUUUUGACUGUAAGCAGAUAAUUAUUAAAUACAUUUAAUUGCUUAAUGAUUUAUUCUGUGAUAAUUAUAGCUUGUAGGUGUUCAAAUUUCCACAAUCUGUCAGAAAUUUACUAAUCUACUAGAACCAGUAGCUUUUGAACUGGGGUUAAAUGAUUAUCCUUAAUCCUUGCAAAAAAUUCUGGCUGAAAUCUGUCAUGAAAUCUCAUUUCAGCUUGCUCAUAAUAGGGUUGUCAACUGUUCUUUAAUCUUAAUCUGGCAAGACUGAAAAUUUUAACCACGAUGUGUAAGGAAAUAUAAAAGAAAACUGGAAUCAAUAUUUUAUUCAUGAGCUGUUGGCUGUUGUGAAUAUUGUACUUGAAAGACAUUAAAGUUUUCAAAAUUCCAUCUUCAUAUCACUUUGUUCUAUUAAUUUUCCCUUCCAGGAAUUUUCCAGUGUCUUCACAAAUUUCUCCAGAACUUCAAUUGGCUCAGCUAGUGAUGUCUUCUUGUAGUCUUUUAUUUUCUUGUCUUCUAUAUCAGUGGAUUGAUCUAUUUCAUCUAGUAACUGACUGAUAGUGGGAACUUUAAAAGGAUUAAACUGAUCAACUUUAAUAGGGUCAAAUGACACACAAACUCUCCCUGUUUUAGGGUGGACACAGAAGGGUGAUUUUAAUAAAUGAUUUACCCCCUUACUGACGUUAACAUCCAGUCUGGGAUAACAAAAUUGGACCAUGAUUUCUUCUAGUGUCAUCUUUAAUUUCUUAUGUGUGUCUUUAUACUGGUGAAGUUUUUCCUUUAAUAUGGUUAAUCGUGUUGCUGUGUUGGUACCCAGGCUAUCAAAUAAAUUAUUGAUCUCCUUUCUUACAUCAUCAACAGGUAUAAGAUUUAAAACUUUAUCCCAUUGUUCUGGGGUAUCCAAGAAAUCUUGUUUUUUCACUGAAUACUUUUCAAAAUACUCUUCUAUUACAUUUACAGCUCGUCUGAUAGAAGGGUGUAAAGUCUCAUCUAAACUAACUUUCUUUACUUGAUUUUCACCUCCUCGAACAAGACUGAGAUAUUCUGCCACAGCGGAACGCCCAGCUUGAGAUAAUUUCCGAGCUGUUUCAUCACAUACCCAACAAUGGAUACCACGUCGUCCAGAAUACACCCAUAAUAAAUGUUUAAAUCCAAAAUCUUCUGUCAGAGCAGCAUGGAUAAUCUUCACUGCCAUUUUCAUUAAUGGCCAACAUUUUUCACAUAUAUCUGCUCCAGUGCAGCAAGCUCUGACAUCAUCAUAAUCUGUCAUAUCAAUAUCAAAAACCAGCUCCUUCUCCUGUGCUUGAAACGCUGCAGCUUUUACCGUUUUGUGUUCUUUCGGCUUAUGAGAGAACACAGCUCCAAUAUCAAUUUUAUAUGGGCAUCUUUUCUGAAUCUCUUUUUCCAAUUCUGAUUGAUCAGAAAAUGACUGGUAACGAAUAUAAACAUCAUCUUUUAAGGUGAAGGAAAACUCCCGAUUUUGGAAAUAAUUUUUUGGAACUCCACCGUAGUUGAGCCAUCUGUAGUAAGGACCAUAAGGAAAUAAUCGUUUAUAAUACAUCGGUAGCAAGUCAGGGAGAGACGCCGGGUCAUAUUUCUCCUUUUCUGUCAUUUCGAUUGAAUUCUACUAUUUCCCGGAAUUUUCUCUCUUGUUUACUAUUUGAUUUCC
Molecule: messenger RNA, 6058 nt
Organism: Lottia gigantea (owl limpet)
Lineage: Eukaryota; Metazoa; Mollusca; Gastropoda; Lottiidae
Exons: 33
Coding region: 87-2741 (884 amino acids)
Biological process (GO): protein import into nucleus
Cellular component (GO): cytoplasm; nucleus
Molecular function (GO): nuclear import signal receptor activity; small GTPase binding
Source: RefSeq, a predicted model, not a curated record